UCCAUGUUGUGAGUGAAAGGUCAUUUUGAAGGAAGACAACCCGAAGGAGGCACUAUGAUGGGCAGCAUCGAGGGACUUGAGAGGUUUGACAGUCCUGGUAAAGGCCGAGGUCUCCGCGUUACCAGACCCUUUAAAGUUGGAGAGUUGCUGUUUUCCAGCCCGGCGUACUCUUUUGUGCUGUCACUAUCAGAGAGAGGCUGCUACUGCGAGUUCUGCUUUACCAGGAAAGAGGGCUUGGCAAGAUGUGGAAAGUGCAAGAAAGCCUUCUACUGCGGUGUGAAAUGCCAGAAAGGGGACUGGGCCAUGCACAAGCUGGAAUGCUCUGCAAUGACUGCAUUCGGAGAGAACUGGUGCCCGUCAGAGAUGUCCCGCCUGGUGGCCCGGAUCCUCGCCAAGAAGAAAAUGCAGAAAGAAAGAUGUGCUUCUGAGAGGAUCUUGCUCAUAGAAGAGAUCCAAUCACACGUGGAGGAUGUAGACAAUGAGAAAAGAGAGAUGACUGAGUCAGAUAUUGCCGGACUGCAUCGCUUUUUCUCCAAACAUUUGGAGUUGCCCGACCAUAAAGACCUUCUCACACUCUUCUCCCAGGUUGCCUGUAAUGGUUUCACUAUAGAGGAUGAUGAACUGUCCCACAUGGGUACUGCAAUCUACCCAGAUGUGGCACUGAUAAACCACAGCUGUCUUCCCAGUGUCAUAGUCACAUAUAAGGGGACGUCUGCUGAGGUUCGAGCAGUGAAGAACAUGAAUCCUGGAGAUGAAGUGCUCAUCAGCUACAUAGAUCUCCUCUAUCCAACAGACGACCGUAACAACAGGCUGAGAGAGUUCUAUUAUUUCACCUGUCAAUGCCAGGAAUGCAAAACCAAGUCCAGUGACAAGGCAAAGUUGAAAGUGCGUAAGCAGAGUGACCCCAUCGAGCAAGAGGUCAUCAGCAACAUGGUGCGCUAUGCCAGGAAAACCAUCAGAGAGUUCCGGGCCCUCAAACGCAUAAAAACCCCUAGUGAGUUGCUGGAGAUGUGUGAACAGAGCCUGGAUGAGAUGGGUGCUGUCUUUGAUGACGCCAAUGUCUACAUGCUUCACAUGAUGUACCAGGCCAUGGGGGUUUGUCUCUACAUGCAAGAUCCAGACGGAGCUAUCAGAUACGGCGAGAAGAUCAUCAAACCUUACAGCAAGCUGUAUCCACCCUACUCUUUGAAUGUGUCCUCCAUGUACCUCAAGUUGGGCAGACUGUACAUGGGGCUGGAGAGGUACUCAGUGGGCAUCAGCGCUCUCAAGAAGGCAAUGGCCAUAAUGGAAGUGGCUCAUGGGAGGGAUCACCUCUACUUGACAGAGUUGCACAAAGAGAUGACACGAAAAUGAUGAGAAAGGAAAGAAAUGAUGUUGAACACAGCUGAUCCGAAGCGACUGCAAACACUCCUUUGAUUAGGAGCUUCACAGAACUGAAGAAACAUUCUACUCUUUUUGAUACUGAAGCAAAGAUAGAGAGCAUUCAUGGUUUUUAUGCAAAGUUUUGUGCAACAAAAAUAUUUUUGGAUAUUAAACUUUUUACAACAGUGUGAUGUAUGCAAGAACCUAUUAGUUUGUUGGAUGCAGGAUACUUUUGUACCAAGCGUGCAUUUAAUGUUCAGUUAUAUGCAAAUGUGAAAGUCUGACAUUGUAAACAGUGCUUUUUACUCAUGUUGACCAUAA
Perca fluviatilis (European perch) is the source of this 1683-nucleotide messenger RNA. It is a transcript of the gene smyd2b, whose product is annotated as SET and MYND domain containing 2b. The coding region runs from base 55 to 1353 and encodes 432 amino acids. Gene Ontology annotation, molecular function: protein binding. The record is from RefSeq and is a predicted model, not a curated record. The transcript has 12 exons. Gene Ontology annotation, cellular component: nucleus. NCBI's taxonomy places the organism in Eukaryota, Metazoa, Chordata, Actinopteri, Perciformes, Percidae.